CGGAGUCCCACGUUAGUAAGUCGUAACUAGUAGUAGUUGGUUUUUCUUCCUUCGCAGACAAGCAGCAGGUUGUCAGCGUUUUAAUCGCAGAAAUGAACGGAAUGGACGAAGAACCAAUGGCACCACAGACCUUUCUUUACGGGUGCGUGCUGGAAGCUGGUAAAGAGGUGGUGUUCAAUCCUGAGGAUGACGACUUUGAGCAUCAGCUAGAUCUAAGGAUGGCCUGUGUGGACCCCGCUACGAAAGAUGAACUUCACAUGGUGGAGGUGGAAGGACAAGACACGGAGGGUCAGAAAAUCAAAGCAGCACUGGUUUCACUUAAGCCCUCUACCCUGCCAAGUGUGUGUCUCGGUGGUUUCACAAUCACACCCCCAGCAAUUUUCCGUCUGAAGGCAGGUUCUGGUCCAAUCCAUAUCAGUGGACAGCACCUUGUCAUGAUGGAGGCUGAUCAGUCUUUUGAUGAAGAUGAUGAUGAUGAAGAAGAGGAGGAGGAAGAAGAUGUCAGCACAUCAAAGAAACGACCUGCUUCCUCCCCCGCCCCCAAGUCUCAGAAAAAAAUGAAAAUGGAGGAGGAGGAGGAGGAUGAUGAGGAUGAAGAUGAUGAGAAAUCUGAUGAUGAUGAUGAGGAUGAUGAGGACGAAGAGAGCGAAGAAGAGGAGUCACCUGUUAAGGCCAAGCCAACACCAUCCAAACAAGGCCCUGCUCAGAAUGGCAAGAGUCCUAAACCCAGUGCCCCCGCCGCAAAGCAGGAAAAGACCCCUAAAGGUAAGGGUGACAAGUCACCUAAAACCCCACCAACUCCCAAAGCAAAUGUGACACUUCCAGAGAUUAAAGCCAAGCUGAUGGAGGCAGUGAAGAAGGGAAUAGCAUUACCUAAGGUCCAGCCCAGGUUUGAGAACUUCUUGAAGCAUGGUCAUAAAGUCACAGAUGCCAAGGUUAUUGCGGAGCUGUGGAAGUGGAGACAGACGGUGAAGGAUGCAAAAUAACAGUCUCAGUAGUUUUAUCUCCUUUUUAUGACUUGUUUAUACCCAUAGCGCACCUCAAACCCCUCUGAAGCCAAACUCUGUGCCUCACACGUCAUUAAUUCUAAGCCCAGUCCAUCACCACCGCCCGUCCUGUAUGAAGAGAUGAGAGGGAUGGUUGUAGCUCCCUCCUCCACCACCCUCUUAUUAGGGCAGAUAAAUGAUUUGUUGAAUUAACUCUGGGAGAACCAACUUACAAAUUUGCAUCUUUUGUAACUGUAUAAAUAAAACUCCGGCUGGAUUGUUGGCACCCCAGUA
Micropterus dolomieu (smallmouth bass) is the source of this 1280-nucleotide messenger RNA. RefSeq names its product nucleophosmin 1a (gene npm1a). The transcript is spliced from 12 exons. Bases 93 to 986 code for a protein of 297 amino acids. Gene Ontology annotation, cellular component: nucleolus; nucleoplasm; ribonucleoprotein complex. The record is from RefSeq and is a predicted model, not a curated record. Lineage: Eukaryota; Metazoa; Chordata; Actinopteri; Centrarchiformes; Centrarchidae. Gene Ontology annotation, molecular function: chromatin binding; histone binding; RNA binding. Gene Ontology annotation, biological process: regulation of centrosome duplication; ribosomal small subunit biogenesis; chromatin remodeling.